AUGGCUACUCUUGGAGAUAUAGGGCUAGCAGCAGCUAUAAACAUUUUGACUGCGUUUGUGUUCUUGGUGGCAUUUGCGAUACUGAGACUCCAGCCUCUGAAUGAUAGAGUAUAUUUUCCAAAAUGGUACCUUCGGGGACUGAGAGGGAGUCCUACUGCUCCUGGAGCAUUCGUAAGCAAGUUUGUGAAUUUGAACUUGAGAUCAUAUCUGAUCAACUUUCUCAAUUGGAUGCCAGCCGCACUCAGAAUGCCUGAAUCCGAGCUCAUUGACCAUGCAGGAUUGGAUUCUGUUGUUUACUUGCGGAUUUAUCUAUUAGGACUCAAAAUCUUUGUCCCUAUUACAAUCCUUGCUUGGCUUGUCUUGGUACCAGUAAAUUAUACAAAUGAAACGCUGCAGAUAGCCAAAGAGUUUGGGAAUGUAACAUACAGUGAUAUCGAUAAGCUAUCUAUUUCAAAUAUUCCUCCCAAAUCAAACAGAUUUUGGGCACAUAUAGUUAUGGCCUACGCAUUUUCCUUUUGGACAUGCUAUGUGUUGAGGAAGGAAUAUGAGAAAGUUGCAUCAAUGAGGUUGCACUUUCUUCAAACUGAAGGACGCCGCCCAGAUCAAUUCACAGUCCUUGUCAGGAACGUGCCACCAGAUCCCGAUGAAACAGUUGCCCAGUCUGUUGAACACUUUUUCUUGGUCAAUCAUCCGGAUCACUAUCUCACCAGUCAGCUUGUAUACAAUGCAAACAAACUUGCUAAUCUUGUUGAAGAGAAGAAGAACAAACAAAAUUGGCUUGAUUAUUAUCAAUUGAAAUACUUCAGAGAUCAGUCCAAAGCAAGACCUUUCCUAAAGACUGGUUUUCUGGGUCUCUGUGGGAACAAAGUCGAUGCAAUUGAUUUUCAGACGGCAGUAAUUGAAAGACUAUCCAAACAAAUAGGUGAAGAGAGAGAAAAUGUGAAAAAGAACUCAAAGUCAAUCAUGCCAGCUUCUUUUGUGUGUUUCAAAACUCGAUGGGCUGCAGCUGUUUGUGCUCAAACCCAGCAAUCGAGUGAUCCAACGAUUUGGUUGACAGAUUGGGCCCCAGAACCUCGAGAUAUUUACUGGAAAAAUCUUGCUAUUCCAUACGUUGAGCUGACCAUUCGGAAGCUUAUAGUUUCUGUUGCUUUCUUUUUCCUCACAUUCUUUUUUAUCAUCCCAAUUACCUUAGUACAAUCUCUAGCAAACAUUGAAAGCAUAGAGAAAGUGGUACCCUUCCUCAAGGCCGUUAUUGAAGUAGAUUUCAUAAAAUCCUUCAUACAAGGGUUUUUGCCUGGGAUUGCUCUGAAGAUUUUCCUGAUUGUUCUACCAACGAUACUGAUGUUGAUGUCUAAAUUUGAAGGCUUUAUAAGCAAAUCAAGUUUGGAAAGGAGAUCUGCAUCUAGAUAUUACCUUUUCAACUUUGUCAAUGUGUUUCUUGCCAGUGUUAUAACGGGAUCUGCGCUUCAGCAACUAAACUCGUUUAUUCAUCAGUCGCCAAAUCAGAUCCCAAAAACGAUAGGUGUGGCGGUUCCACAGAAAGCAACAUUCUUCAUAACGUAUAUAAUGGUGGAUGGGUGGGCAGGUACAGCUGGGGAGAUACUAAGGCUGAAACCGCUGGUAUUCUAUCACCUGAAAAACUUCUUUAUGGUGAAAACAGACAAGGAUAGGGAGGAAGCAAUGGAUCCUGGAAGCUUGGGUUUCAAUACUGGGGAGCCUCAAAUACAACUCUAUUUCUUACUGGGCCUUGUUUAUGCUCUUGUGACCCCUCUCCUGCUUCCUUUCAUACUCGUUUUCUUUGCCUUCACCUAUGUAGUCUUCCGACACCAGAUCAUAAAUGUGUACAACCAAGAGUACGAAAGUGGUGGUGCAUUUUGGCCAGAUGUGCAUGGACGCAUCAUAUAUGCAUUGAUUGGGUCACAACUGAUUCUGAUGGGGUUGUUAAGUACAAAAGAAGCCGCCCAGUCCACACCUUUCCUCCUGGCCCUUCCGGUCAUUACCAUAUAUUUUCAUAGAUUCUGUAAAGGGCGUUAUGAACCAGCAUUUGUCAAGUAUUCAUUACAGGAUGCCAUGAGAAAAGAUACACUGGAGCGGGCAAAAGUAGAUCCAACUCACAAUUUCGACCUUAAGAAGUAUCUUCUCAAUGCAUAUAUGCAUCCAAUUUUCAAAACAGAAGAUGGCGACGACGAUGAAGCAGAAGAACUGGAGAUGAGGCGGAAUCAAAAGAAGAGUGAUCAUCAUGUGAUAAUAGUCCCCACCAAGCGAGAGUUGCGGAGAAACACUCCUGUGCCCAGCAGGGCCAACACGGAUGAUGAUGAUGAUGAUAAUAAUAAUAAUAAUAAUAUGACUAGUAGUGCGGCAGCUGAUUAUAAUUCUUCCUCUUCAAUCAAAUGA
Molecule: messenger RNA, 2394 nt
Organism: Impatiens glandulifera
Lineage: Eukaryota; Viridiplantae; Streptophyta; Magnoliopsida; Ericales; Balsaminaceae
Product: protein OSCA1-like
Exons: 10
Coding region: 1-2394 (797 amino acids)
Cellular component (GO): plasma membrane
Molecular function (GO): calcium-activated cation channel activity
Source: RefSeq, a predicted model, not a curated record